AUGGAAGUCAGUUCAGAAAAGCUGAGAAUCCUGAUGGACAAGAAGAAACAAGAAGAGGAACACCAUGAGACUCGCAGUGCACGGGCUCUUCAGGAAAACCACCUGAACCUUCUUCUCUGCAAACAGCAAGAGAUCGAGGCAAAGAACAAACAAAAUAUGAUGAAGCUCCGUCAGCAGAACUCCACACUGCAGCAGCAGAUCGUCUCUCUGACAGAAUAUGUGGAACAUCUACAGGGCACUGGCACCCUCAAAGAGAAACAACUUCAGGAGGAGAACAAGCAGCUGAGCAGAGAACUUCACGCUCAGAAAGAGUUGGUCAAUAAACAUGAGACCACAGAGGAGCUCCUGGCCCAGGUCCACAGGGAAAAUCAGUCACUGCGGCAGCAGCUGGAGGAGCUCCACAGACAAAGAGACGCUGAGCAGAAGAACAUGGUCCACACGCAGCAACACUGCGCUGAUAUGAUGUCCAAGCUGCACGCUGACUGUGACCAGAAGGUCCAGCUGGUGGAGGAGAGGAACAAGGAGCUGCUGCUGAGUCAGGUUCAAGACCUCCAAGACCAAGUCUGCACUUUAGAAAAAAAACUGGAGAGAGAUGGAAAUCUGAGGCUGCUGCAGCAGGACCUGUCCCAAACCCUGAAGGAGCUGUCCGAGAAGGAACGCUCUCUGGAGUUAAAGACCCAGCAAUGCACCGACCUGGAGAAUGAGAAGACUCGUGUCCUCAGGAAAGUGGACAGACUCAAAGACAUGCUGGUAAAGAUGGAAGACCAGCGUGUGAAGAUGGAAAGACGCUGUAAAUCUCUGGAGAGCAGCUUUGAGGAGAAGGAAAAGGAAUGUGCCGCUGCAACACAGAGACUCCAGGAGACCCUUUCUACUUCAGCUGCUUCUGCUGCCACCAUCAAAGAUCUGAAGGAGGCUGUGCAAACACUGCAGAUCCAAAAUGUACAACUAAAGAAAGAAAAACCGCAGUCCUUCAAAACGGAGACUCUGGAAAGAGACGCUCAUGAGGCUGAGAAGGUCAGAGCUCAUUUACAGGAGCAGAGAAGAGUUUCACCCACUGCCCAGGAGCAGCAGGCUCUAGGGGAGCAGGAGGUGAAGAGCAGCUCCAGGUCAGGACUGCAGGAGUCAGAGCUGGAGAAGCAGAAGGCGGCUGUGGACGCUCGUCUGGAACAAGAGAUGAGCAAAACCUCAGAGCUUCAGACAGAAGUGUGCAGGCUGCGCACUUUAGUGAAAAAGGCCAAGAAGAAGAUCCAACACAACGACAGAAGAGGAGAGAAGAUGAAGGAUCUGGAGGUGCAGCUGGACAGAGAGACUCAGCGGCACCAACAGCUGAAGAAGGACAACAGUGACCUGCACGAGAAGCUGACGUCUCUGGAACACUCACUCCAGAAGAGCCAGAGGACGGAGGAGGAAGUGCAGGAUCUCAGAAGACGAAUGGAGGAGGCACAGAGAGAGAGAGCAGGCUGGUCGAGGAGAGAGCCAAGGACAAGAUGA
Boleophthalmus pectinirostris (great blue-spotted mudskipper) is the source of this 1491-nucleotide messenger RNA. RefSeq names its product myosin-11-like. Bases 1 to 1491 code for a protein of 496 amino acids. Lineage: Eukaryota; Metazoa; Chordata; Actinopteri; Gobiiformes; Gobiidae. The record is from RefSeq and is a predicted model, not a curated record. The transcript has a single exon.